AUGGCUUUUCUUGGGCUCGAAAGGGAUCAGCGCUCGGAUCGAUCCUCCUUGGAUCCAGGUGUGACGGCUGAGCAGAUGCACAGCUUGAUGGAUCUUCUGGGCGUGGCCAAGGAGGAGGAGCAGGAUGAAAACAGCAAACCACCCUCCGUGAAUCCAGCUGCCCGGACAGGCGGCAAGCCCAGCCAGGCUCCUCCGAACAUGAAGGUCGCUGUCAGGGAGCCCAAGAAGAAGGACAAGCAGGCCAUUUGGCUGCCAGAGGAGUUCAAGGCAGCAUCCGGCGUCGUCGUCAAAAAUGAUGGAGACGACCGUGCCAUUCCAAGAUACGAG
Messenger RNA from Symbiodinium necroappetens, 327 nucleotides. The record is from the annotation of a GenBank genome assembly. NCBI's taxonomy places the organism in Eukaryota, Dinophyceae, Suessiales, Symbiodiniaceae.